This is a messenger RNA of Rosa chinensis, 1994 nucleotides long. RefSeq names its product protein RETICULATA, chloroplastic. The record is from RefSeq and is a predicted model, not a curated record. Gene Ontology annotation, cellular component: chloroplast inner membrane. Lineage: Eukaryota; Viridiplantae; Streptophyta; Magnoliopsida; Rosales; Rosaceae. Gene Ontology annotation, biological process: plant organ development. Bases 392 to 1741 code for a protein of 449 amino acids. The transcript has 8 exons.
AACCAGCCUCCAGUCCUCCACCAACUGAAACCGAAAGAGAGAGAAAAAAAAAAAAAGGAAUCAACGUCCCCCCCUUACUCCUUCACUCACUCACUACCCACCAAAAACUUGAGCACACUCAUUUCAAUUUUCAGAAUCCAAUACUGAAAAGCCCCACACUUUACCUCAAUCUUCAUCUCCAACCAAACAAAGCUUCAUACUUUCCCUCAUUUUCCACUCACUGUAGUCUUCAACCAAGCUUUGUUUGCAAAGUUGGUUUGUGUAGAAGUAUGAAUUUGUUUCUGUUUGUUUUGAUUGCAUAGCUCCUGGUGUUGGUGGCAAUCACCUAAUUCGUCGAAUUUUCUGAGUUUGUGUUAUCUAUUUGAGAAGUUUUUAAGAUAUUGAAAGAAAAAUGGCGGGUUGUUCUUCAAGCUUUGGAGUAUCGAAUGUUGUUACCAGGUCGAACGAGGUGGUUUUGAGGAAGAUGUGGAGUCAGAGUUUAGUUUUCGAUAGCGUUAGGUUUAGGGGUAUUGCAAUGGAGGUAGCUUUGCCAAUGUUUUGUGGGAAUAGUAGCUUUGGAAAUGGGCUGAAUUCGUUUUCGGUGAAGAAAGAGUGGAACUUUGUGGUCAUGAGUGUGUUACAGCCUCGGCGUGAAAGGCAAUUCAGCUUAGGUGCAGUAACGGUUUCAAAUGAGGGAGGUGGUGCUGCUGUAGGAAAGGAUACUAGGAUUUUGGAGAAUGAAGGUGGUUCAAAAAUUGAUAAUGAUGGUAAUGACGGGGUUGUGCUUGAUGGUAGUGGUGGUAAUGGGAAGUAUCCUAAUGGAAAAGGAGGCGGAGGAGGAGGUGGUGGUGGUGGUGGUGGUAAUGAUGAUGGGGAAGACGGAGAAGAAGAAGAGUUUGGGCCAAUUCUGAAAUUUGAAGAAGUUAUGAAAGAGACAGAGGCACGAGGAGCUAGUCUUCCCCUUGAUAUGUUAGAGGCUGCCAAGAAUGUGGGAAUUCGCAAAGUUCUUCUACAUAGAUAUCUGGAUUUGCAGGGGUCAGCCUGGCCUCUUGGCUUUGCAAUGAAGUCAUGCUCUAUGCUUCGAGAUCGUAUGCUAGCUGACCCAUCCUUUCUUUUCAAAAUUGGAACAGAGAUUGUUAUUGAUUCUUGUUGCGCUACAUUUGCUGAAGUUCAAAAGAGGGGAAAAGAUUUUUGGGCCGAAUUUGAGUUGUAUGUUGCAGAUCUUUUGGUUGGGGUAGUGGUUAAUGUUGCUUUGGUUGGGAUGUUGGCACCCUAUGCUCGUAUUGGGCAACCAUCACUAUCAAAAGGGUUCCUUGGACAUAUGCAACAUGCUUACGGAGCUCUUCCUAGCAGCGUGUUUGAAGCUGAAAGGUCAGGAUGUAGAUAUUCUGUAAAACAGAGAAUUGCCACGUACUUUUUUAAGGGGAUCUUAUAUGGAGCAGUAGGCUUUGGAUGUGGUAUUAUUGGCCAAGGAAUUGCAAACUUAAUCAUGACUGCUAAGCGGAGCAUAAAGAAAUCAGAAGAAGACAUACCUGUGCCACCUCUAAUUAAGAGUGCAGCUCUUUGGGGUGUUUUCCUUGCCGUGUCUUCAAACACCCGCUAUCAGAUAAUCAAUGGACUUGAACGCUUGGUAGAGACAUCGCCUUUGGCAAAGCAGAUCCCGCCUGUGGCAUUGGCUUUCACUGUUGGUGUACGAUUCGCCAACAAUGUGUAUGGCGGAAUGCAGUUCGUAGACUGGGCUAGAUGGAGUGGGGUGCAAUAACUAGAUCAGUUUUAAUGGGAGAGGAUAUCUUUUAUUUGAUGUCUAGAUGGUGAAAGCAUACAAUCCUCAAUUAGGAAUUCAGUCCCACUCUUAAAAAACGCGUUCCCCCUUGGAAUAAGAUUUGUUUCAAUGCUUUUAUGUAUUCUGGAAAAUGUUCAGCAGAAAACGCCUGACAUUAUUUUCCUAUUAGAAUGGCUGCAUUUAUAGAUUAUGCAGAGAACGAAACUUUAGUUCCAUGGAUUUGUCCCGUGCA